AUGAAGCCCCCCCCUCACCUCCCUAAUGAAGUCUCUCUCCCCCCCAUCUCCCUCAUGAAGUCCCCCCCCCUCACCUCCCUCAUAAAGUCUCUCUCCCGCCUCACCUCCCUCAUGAAGUCUCUCUCCAGCCUCACCUCCCUCAUGAAGUCUCUCUCCAGCCUCACCUCCCUCAUGAAGUCUGUCUCCCGCCUCACCUCCCUCAUGAAUCUCUCCCCCCUCACCUCCCUCAUGAAGUCUGUCUCCCGCCUCACCUCCCUCAUGAAGUCUCUCGCCCGCCUCACCUCCCUCAUGAAGUUCCCCCCCCUCACCUCCCUCAUGAAGUCUCUCUCCCCCCCACCUCCCCCAUGA
Molecule: messenger RNA, 348 nt
Organism: Knipowitschia caucasica
Lineage: Eukaryota; Metazoa; Chordata; Actinopteri; Gobiiformes; Gobiidae
Source: the annotation of a GenBank genome assembly